Rhizopus microsporus ATCC 52813 is the source of this 6732-nucleotide messenger RNA. RefSeq names its product DUF1744-domain-containing protein. The transcript has 9 exons. Gene Ontology annotation, biological process: nucleotide-excision repair, DNA gap filling; mitotic cell cycle; leading strand elongation. NCBI's taxonomy places the organism in Eukaryota, Fungi, Mucoromycota, Mucoromycetes, Mucorales, Rhizopodaceae. Gene Ontology annotation, molecular function: DNA-directed DNA polymerase activity; nucleotide binding; zinc ion binding. Bases 99 to 6728 code for a protein of 2209 amino acids. Gene Ontology annotation, cellular component: epsilon DNA polymerase complex; nucleus. The record is from RefSeq and is a predicted model, not a curated record.
UGUUUUUUCGCGUUUCUUCGUGGACCUGACUCUCUCACUCUCCUUCUUUUUCUGUCCCCCUUCAUUUUCAUUUCCUACAUUCUAAUUAAUAACAUAGCAUGCCCAGUAGACCUGAAUUUGGCUUAAGUUCAUCACGAUUCAAUGGUCAAAAGGGAUUCAAAAAAAACUUUGCUUCAACUUCAUUUAACAAAUAUGGACUCCCUUCAAAGAGCACAACUGCACCCUCAAAUAUCGACCAACGCUUUGAGGAUGCUCGCAUACAGGAAGAUAUCGAAUAUAGAUUCGGAUUCGAACGAUAUCAAGAAGGACCUGAACGUUUAGGCUGGCUUUUGAAUAUGCAUACAACAGCAGUUCCUGAUUCUGAAUGGCCAAGUGGGAGAUCAGCUGUUGAAUUUUACUUUAUUAAUGACAAUGGGGAAACAUUCAAGGCGACUAGAGUGUAUAGUCCAUACUUUUAUAUUGGCUGCAAGCCCGGAACAGAAGGUGAAGUGGAAGAUUAUUUACAUAGGAGGUUUGAAGGACUGAUAGAAAAGCUUAAAAGAGUAAAGAAGGAAGAUUUAAAACAACCAAAUCAUUUAGUUGGUCAUACCCGUACCUUUAUACAACUUAGUUUUCGUAAUAUAAAGGAUCUGCUGAAUGUACGUAAAGUGUUACUGCCAGCCGUUCAGAAAAAUAAAGCCAAAUUAGAUGCAGUUGAUACUUAUGCAGAAAUGAUAAAUGCUUCAAACAAGAUCAGAUAUGACGAUAUUUAUUCAGCAGCAAUCUCUUCUAGAAGAAGUCCAGAUGAAGUUUUAGAAAACGUUAUUGAUAUUCGUGAAUAUGAUAUCCCCUUUCACAUUCGUACAGCCAUAGACCUUGACAUUCGUGUCGGUCUUUGGUACGAUGUAAAAGCUCAAGAAGAUGGUACAAUUAGUCUCACACGACGUACAGAUUUAGUUCAUCGUCCAGAACCCAUUAUUCUAGCAUUCGAUAUUGAAACAACAAAGCUUCCCCUUAAGUUUCCUGAUGUCAAUAUCGAUCAAAUCAUGAUGAUCUCUUACAUGAUUGACGGAAGAGGUUAUUUGAUCACAAACAGAGAAAUUGUCAGCCAAGAUAUUGAGGAUUUUGAAUAUACACCAAAGCCUGAAUUCGAAGGACCAUUCACCAUCUUCAACGAAGCAAAUGAAGAAGCAGUCUUGAGACGAUUUUUCGAACACAUACAAGAAGCUAAACCAACAAUCUUCGUAACAUAUAACGGUGACUUUUUCGAUUGGCCAUUUGUAGAAGGAAGAGCCAAGGCACAUGGAAUAAAUAUGUAUCAUGAAAUUGGAGUUUAUAAGGACGACGAAGACGAGUAUAAAUGUAAACAUGCAUCUCAUAUGGACGCAUUCAGAUGGGUACAACGUGACUCUUAUUUGCCCAACGGAAGUCAAGGUUUAAAGGCAGUGACGACCAUCAAGUUGGGUUAUAAUCCACUUGAAUUAGACCCAGAAGAUAUGACUCGAUUUGCUAGUGAGCAGCCUCAAGUGUUGGCUCAAUAUUCAGUAUCAGAUGCUGUCGCAACUUACUACCUCUACAUGAAAUAUGUGCACCCCUUCAUUUUCUCACUAUGUAAUAUCAUUCCAUUAAUACCUGAUGAAGUGCUAAGAAAAGGCACAGGAACCCUUUGUGAGCAGUUACUCAUGGUUGAAGCAUACAGAGCUAAUGUUAUCAUACCCAAUAAGCAUGUGGACGAUCCAAUCUCAUUCUAUGAUGGGCAUCUGUUAGAAAGUGAGACUUAUGUCGGCGGUCAUGUCGAAGCCCUAGAGGCAGGCGUGUUUCGAAGUGAUAUAAACGCUGAUUUUAAGGUUGAUCCAUCUGCAGCACAAGAGCUAAUAGAUCAAUUGGACGACGCUUUAAAAUUCACCAUUACAGUUGAAGAAAAGAAAAGACUCGAAGACAUUACAAACUAUCAUGAAGUAAAACAAGCCAUCAUUGACAAGCUUGAGGACCUUAAAGCCCGACCUAUUCGUCAGGAAGCGCCUUUGAUCUAUCACUUGGAUGUUGCUGCCAUGUAUCCCAAUAUCAUCUUGACUAACCGUCUUCAACCUGAUGCUAUGAUUGACGAAUCCAUGUGUGCAACCUGUGAUUUUAACAAACCAGACAAGAACUGCGACCGUCGAAUGAAGUGGCUCUGGCGUGGUGAAUUUACACCAGCAAAGCGCAAUGAAUAUAAAAUGAUCGAAAACCAACUUUCUCAAGAGACCUUCCCUGCUAAAUAUCCAGAUCAGCCACCACGUCCAUGGCAUGCCCUUAGUGAUACCGAAAAAUCCACAUUGUUGCGAGCCCGUCUGAAGGAUUACUCUAGAAAGGUUUACAGUAGAGUCAAGGAGACAAAGACGAUUGAAAGAGAAUCCAUCAUUUGUCAACGUGAAAACCCGUUCUAUAUAGAGACUGUUCGUGCAUUUCGUGAUCGUCGUUAUGAAUAUAAGGGAUUACAUAAAACUUGGAAAGGAAAGCUGGAUGAAGCUGUCAAAGAUGGAUCUGCAGCCAAGAUUGGAGAGGCAAAGAAUAUGAUUGUAUUAUAUGAUUCGCUUCAGUUGGCUCACAAGUGUAUCUUAAACUCCUUUUAUGGUUAUGUGAUGAGGCCUGCUGCUCGUUGGCAUUCAUUAGAAAUGGCUGGUAUUGUCUGUUUAACUGGUUCAAAUAUCAUCCAAAUGGCUCGUCAGCUUGUUGAACGCAUCGGUAGACCAUUGGAACUCGAUACAGAUGGUAUUUGGUGUAUUCUACCAAAGACAUUUCCUGAAACGUUUUCGUUUACUUUAAAAAACGGUAAAUCCAUUCGUAUUUACUAUCCAUGUACUAUGUUGAAUCAUUUGGUGCAUGCACAGUUUACCAACAAACAGUAUCAACAUCUGGUUAACCCAAAGACAUAUGAAUAUUCUGUGAGUGAAGAAAACAGUAUCUUUUUUGAAAUUGAUGGACCUUAUCGAGCUAUGGUUUUACCUUCAUCUACCGAAGAAGACAAGCUUUUGAAGAAACGAUAUGCUGUGUUUAACAUGGAUGGAUCACUUGCUGAACUUAAAGGAUUUGAAGUAAAGCGUCGUGGUGAAUUGAAGCUUAUCAAAAUCUUUCAAACAGAGAUUUUCAAAGUGUUCUUAGAAGGAAAUACACUUGAAGAGUGUUAUGCUGCAGUUGCAAAGGUUGCCAACAGAUGGCUAGAUGUACUCUACAGCAAGGCGGCUGAUAUCACGGAUGAGGAACUGUUUGAGCUUAUUGCGGAAAAUAGAAACAUGUCCAAGACACUUGCGCAGUAUGACGGUCAAAAGUCUACAUCAAUCAGUACAGCUAAGCGUCUCGCAGAAUUUUUAGGCGAUCAGAUGGUAAAAGACAAGGGUUUGGCUUGUAAUUUUAUUAUUUCUGCUCGUCCUUAUGGAUUACCAGUCUCUGAACGUGCUGUUCCUGUUGCCAUCUUUCAAUCCGAAGAAAGCGUCAAAAAACAUUACCUCCGUAAAUGGCUCGGUGACAACUCGCUGGACUCUUUUGAGAUCCGUGACGUUCUCGACUGGGAUUAUUACCUUGACCGUUUCGGCUCUGUUAUCCAAAAGUUAAUUACUAUUCCUGCGGCAAUGCAAAAGGUUCAUAAUCCUGUUCCUCGUGUUCGUCAUCCCGACUGGCUGUUCAAGCGUGUUGCGGCAAGAAACGACAAGUACAGACAGCACAAGAUCACGGAUAUAUUCAGCCGCACCGAUAAGCCAUUAUUAGAGGACAAUAUGGAGGUUGAUGACAUUGAAGAAUUGAAUGUCUCUCAUACUGAAGCCAACGGCCUUCUUCCUAAAAUAGCCAAGGUGACAAGGAAACGCAAACGCCAAAAUGACGAAAGUGAUGGAUUUGAUAUAAACGCGCCAUUGCCAGAAGAAGACCGUCCUGAAAACAUGCCCAACUGGGAGGAGGAUUAUCCUGCAUGGCUUGAAUUCCAGAAAAGAAAAUGGAAGCGACAGAGAAUGAUUCGAGCGUACCGCAGAGAGCAUUUAGGCAGUGCUCUUUCAACAAAACAAACCAAGGAUGGUGUCGGUGGCUAUUUUAGAAGACAGACAGGUUCGCUCGUUACAAGCUUAUGGGAGAUCAUUCAGAUCGCAGAAACAGACAUACCUGGUGAAUUUAAAAUGUGGGUGAUGGUGCAAGGCCAGCUGUACAAUAUCCGGUUGACUAUUCCACGUACAUUCUAUUUGAACUGCAAAGAGGGUAAUCCCGAGGUUGUUAAAGAGCAGAAUCCUGCAUGUGAAUUGGUCAAAAGUUCUCGUACAUUGCCUAGAUCGCAUCCAAGCUUGAAUCUUUUUCAAGUGACAAUGCCUGAAAAUAUAUAUCAGGCUGAAGUGAACAAGUUCUCCAAUAUAUUUAAUCAUCCUUCUACUGAUGCUGUAUAUGAAACACAGGUGCCACUGAUCGUCCGUGCAGUCUUACAGCUGGGCUCGAUAUGUCAGUAUAACAAAACAAGUGGUACCGCCAGUCGUCGAAUGGAUGAUCAAUUCAAUCUACUUGAACUAAAAGAGAGAACAGACCUUACAAAGAGUUACAUGAGUGAUCCUAAAGCGUUCCACUUUCUGUAUCUCUUCCAUGGUCAUUCAGACAGUCGUCACUUUUUUGCGCUCAUUGGUUCCACACUGGCUGUUUCUCAGAUCUUCGUGGUUGGUUUGAACAAGAACAAUCAUCAAAUGCCAAACGUGGCCCGUAUAUAUAGAGAAAGGUACGAAGCUAUGCUCGAAAAGGGAGUUAUCGAUGAUACUAUUAUUGUACCUGAGACCAUGGAAUUCGAAACGAGUUAUCAUUCAAGCGAAAAACAUGCACUAAACGCAAUCAACAAAGCUUUAUCGAAUUAUCAAAAUGCAAAGAAGGGAAAGACGGUUAUAGCGAUCAAUUCACCAAGAUCAUCUGCUCAUCUUAUUCAGCAUGCACGCUUAAUUACAGAGUUUCCAUACGUGAGAAUUCCAGCACUCCAACAAGACAGCAAGUUUGACCCAUUGAACUGGCUUCAACCGAUGCUGAAGCGUGUAUUCAAAUAUUACAUGGAACUUGGUACAUGGGUAAACGAAAGACUUUGUCAAGCACGCUACGCCAAUGUACCGUUUUGUAACAUACCCGAAGAUCCUUAUACAUUCAUGGCCGAUAUUAUGUUUGCAAGAACUUUGAUACAAAGCGAUAUGAUCAUCUGGUGGUCCACUGCUAAAAUGCCUGAUUUGGGUGGUCGUGAAGAAGACGAAAAUAUAUCAAUCACGAGCGAAGUGAUCAAUCCCGAACUCAACUUUCCAGGAACGUAUGAGACAGUAUGUGUGGAUCUUGAUCUGUCUAAGCUAUGUUUGAAUACACUCAUGAUUGCCCCUUCUAUCAACGAACUGGAAGGUACUGCGGGGCAUACCAGUUUUGAUAAUGUGUCGCAUACAUUAGAUGACUAUGCAAAUGGUGCAAUCAUCACUUCCUCCAGCUUUGGUGAAGGUAUGAUUUCCAGUAAAACGUUCUCCAUGCUUCGUGCUAUAGUGCAAAUCUGGUUCAAUACAUAUGUAUCUAAUGGAAGCGGUAUUGCUGAACAUAUGGUUGACUCCCUUCAUCGAUGGCUCCUAAGUCCAAAUUCUUGUAUGCAUGAUCCCUCCCUUUAUGGUCUAGUACACAGUUUGAUGAAGAAGGUGUUUAUGCAACUCAUUGCCGAACUAAAGCGCUUAGGUGCCAAAAUCGUUUUUGCAAACUUUCAUCGCAUCCUGCUGACGACGACAAAGGAAACCGAAGAAAGUGCGGCUGCCUUUUUUGAAUAUUUGCACAGGACAAUUGAAGGAAAACAGGUCUUUGAGAUACUUGAGCUGAAAAAACAAGCAUUUUGGGAUGUACUUCUUUGGAUGGACGAACGUAAUUUUGCAGGCGUCUUGGUCGGCAAUUACAUGGAUGAUGUGCCCGCUAUCACAAAGCAAUGGAAUAUCGAAGAACAUCUACCGAACGGAGCAAGAGAAAAGUUUGGCCAUUACACCUCGCUGUAUAUCUAUAUGCUCACACGUUCUAAAGCUCAGUUCCCUCGAGAGAUUACGAUACAGGAAGAAGAAACAGAUGAACCUGCCAAUGAUGAUAGAGCAAAGAACCUGCAGAGGUAUGUUGAAGGCGAUCUGUCACGAAAGAUCGUGCGAUGGAUCUCCAAAUUUGCUGCCAAUCAUCCCACUGACAGCAAUAAUCCUGCACUCGAGUUCAUUAAACUUAUCACUGGCGUCUUGUCUUUGGACAACAGAAUUGAAGAACCAGUCCUGCUGCUUAAGCGUGAUGCAUUGUCUGCUGUUUCGAGUAUCAGUGACUUUGCUCUACAAGUACAGUUUACGCGUCCAAGCGAAUUUUACAAGUUGACAGAGGUUAUUUGUACCUAUUGUAAUUAUACAACCGAUUUAGAUUUCUGCCGAGAUCCAGAGCUAAUGCCUCAGGGCGGAAAGGUUCGAGCGUGGAAGUGCAAGGGAUGUAAAUCGGAAUAUGACAAGCAUUUGAUCGAGGAACGAAUGAUUAUUCAAGUACAAAAGUGGUUAGCAUCAUAUCAACUACAAGAUUUAUCAUGCAAUCGAUGUCAUAGUGUAAAAGCUGAAAAUCUCGCAAGACAAUGCAGCAAAUGUGGAAGUGAAUAUGCUCUUACUCAAAGCAGAUCAGAAUUGGAAAGAAAGAUUAGAAUUUUCAAGACGGUUGCUAAAGAACAACAGCUUUUGGCUUUAGAAGAUGUGAUCGACUGGUGUUUGGCAACAUUGUAAUUUA